Messenger RNA from Magnolia sinica, 1179 nucleotides. Its product is annotated as homeobox-leucine zipper protein HAT2-like. Gene Ontology annotation, molecular function: DNA-binding transcription factor activity, RNA polymerase II-specific; sequence-specific DNA binding. The record is from RefSeq and is a predicted model, not a curated record. The coding region runs from base 170 to 982 and encodes 270 amino acids. Gene Ontology annotation, cellular component: nucleus. Gene Ontology annotation, biological process: regulation of DNA-templated transcription. Lineage: Eukaryota; Viridiplantae; Streptophyta; Magnoliopsida; Magnoliales; Magnoliaceae. The transcript has 4 exons.
CCCCACUGUACUGAGAAAAAGCUGAAAAUCCUUGUAACUCGCAGCCACCCAUCUGCUCUCUCUCUCUUUUCCGCGGAUUUUAAGAGGGGAAGGGAAAAGGCAGAGAGCGAUUUCAGAGGCCGAAAGCGAAACCCUAACCCUAGAAAGAGCAGAAAGAAGGAAGGAAGAAAUGGUGGUGGAAAAGGAAGAUCUAGGGUUGAGCUUGAGCUUGAGAUCUUCUGAGGAUCACCGUCCCUUGCAGCUGAAUCUCAUGCCUUCGACGGCGAUAGCGUCUACUGCUGCUCCGCCUUUCUUGAUGCAGAAAAGCCCGUGGAAUGACGUUUUCGCCUCUGCAGGCGAGACGCGAUUAUUCCUGAGAGGGAUCGACGUGAAUCGGAUGCCAUCCGGAGACUGCGAGGAGGAAGCGGGCGUCUCCUCUCCGAACAGUACUCUCUCAAGCGUGAGCGGGAAGAGGAGCGAACGGGAUCCGAGCGGUGAAGAGAUCGAGAUCGACAGGGCUUGCUCUCGAGGAAUGAGCGACGAUGAAGAUGGAGGAGACGCUUCUUCAAGGAAGAAGUUGAGGCUGUCGAAAGAUCAGUCCGCCGUGCUCGAAGAAAGCUUCAAGGAGCACAAUACUCUCAAUCCUAAGCAAAAGCUGGCGUUAGCGAAGCAACUGAAUCUUCGUCCCCGACAAGUAGAAGUCUGGUUCCAGAACCGCAGGGCCAGGACGAAGCUGAAGCAGACGGAGGUGGACUGCGAGUUCCUAAAGAGGUGCUGCGAGAACCUGACAGAGGAGAACAGGAGGCUGCAGAAGGAGGUUCAGGAGCUGAGGGCUCUCAAGCUCUCCCCACAGCUCUACAUGCACAUGACUCCUCCCACAACACUCACCAUGUGCCCUUCCUGCGAGAGGGUUGCCCUCUCCCACUCCUCCACCACUACUUCCCACCCUCGUCCCCACUUCCCCAUAUCCUCCCCCUGGGGUGCUCCCCCUCCUCGCUCUUAAUAACUUUCCACCAAAUGAGGAUAGUUUGAUCAUUUGGCACGGUCCCUCCUUUCUCUCCCCUCGCUAAUGAUAUGCUACCAUUCUCUAUGCUAACAUCUUAGGUUGUAACCAAUCUUCUAAAAAAAAAAUGAAUAAAAUCUUAGUUUAAAAACCCCCGGUGAGAGGCCUAGAAGUGUAAGUGAGAUAGCGACGCUACC